Trichosurus vulpecula (common brushtail) is the source of this 1337-nucleotide messenger RNA. RefSeq names its product troponin T2, cardiac type (gene TNNT2). Lineage: Eukaryota; Metazoa; Chordata; Mammalia; Diprotodontia; Phalangeridae. The record is from RefSeq and is a predicted model, not a curated record. Gene Ontology annotation, cellular component: troponin complex. Bases 220 to 1068 code for a protein of 282 amino acids. Gene Ontology annotation, biological process: regulation of muscle contraction; sarcomere organization; cardiac muscle contraction. Gene Ontology annotation, molecular function: troponin I binding; troponin C binding; tropomyosin binding. The transcript has 16 exons.
GCCUGGUCCUCAGCACCUGCCAAAAUAGCAGCAACCCAUUCCCCGCCCCACUGCCUGUGUCGACACAUUCCUUUUACUGCGGGACUUGGCUCCUGGGACCAGGGUCUCUCACGCUCACCCACUUAAAACCUUGUCCUUCCCCCCGCCUGCAGCUAGUUCCCAACGAGCAGACACUAACCAGGAUCUCUGUUGAGGCCGGCCCAAGGCGGAGCAGACGCCAUGUCCGACACAGAAGAAGUGGUGGAGGAGUAUGAAGAGGAGCAGGAAGAAGAGGCUGAGGAAGAACAAGACCUGGCUGCUGCUGAGGAGGAGGCUGAGCCAGAGGUCGAGGAGAGCAAGGUAGAAGAAACAGAAGUUAAAGAAGUUGAAGAUGGCCCAGUGGAGGAAUCUAAACCCAAGCCCAAGCUAUUCAUGCCCAACUUGAUACCACCAAAGAUCCCUGAUGGGGAGAGAGUGGAUUUUGAUGACAUCCACCGGAAGCGCAUGGAGAAGGACCUGAAUGAACUGCAGACGCUGAUCGAGGCUCACUUUGAGAAUCGAAAGAAGGAAGAAGAGGAGCUCAUCUCACUGAAGGAUAGGAUUGAGAAUCGGAGGGCUGAGCGAGCAGAACAGCAGCGCAUCCGGAGUGAACGAGAGAAGGAGCGUCAGAACCGGCUGGCGGAAGAAAAAGCCCGACGAGAGGAGGAAGAGAACAGGAGGAAGGCUGAAGAUGAUGCUCGGAAAAAGAAAGCUCUCUCCAAUAUGAUGCAUUUUGGUGGUUACAUUCAAAAGCAAGCUCAGACAGAGAGAAAGACUGGGAAAAGGCAGACAGAAAGGGAGAAGAAAAAGAAGAUCUUGGCGGAGAGGAGGAAGGUGUUGGCUAUCGACCAUCUGAAUGAAGAUCAGCUGAGGGAGAAGGCUAAGGAUCUAUGGCAAACAAUCUACAAUCUGGAGGCAGAGAAAUUUGACCUACAGGAGAGAUUCAAGCAACAGAAAUAUGAAAUUAAUGUUCUCAGAAACAGGAUCAAUGAUAACCAGAAAGUCUCCAAGACCCGAGGAAAGGCCAAAGUCACUGGUCGGUGGAAAUAGAAAAGGGUCUGGGUAGCUCCUUGCCAUGGAGGUUAUGAGGGCCCUCAGAGCCCCAGGCUUCUUCCUUGAUGAAUCUGCUAGAUGUUUCUCUACUCCUCUGUGGUUUCACAGCCCCACUUUGUCCCCGGUUCCUUUGGUCCCCUCUGGAGACUGGAGAGAGCUUUGAACUUGGAUGCACAGAGAUAGCCCAAAUGAGUGGCUAUUCCCCUCUUUCCCAGAUACACACACACACAUAGUGCCUCUAAUAAAAGUCAACACAGACUAAACAG